Molecule: messenger RNA, 756 nt
Organism: Torulaspora globosa
Lineage: Eukaryota; Fungi; Ascomycota; Saccharomycetes; Saccharomycetales; Saccharomycetaceae
Exons: 1
Coding region: 1-756 (251 amino acids)
Source: RefSeq, a predicted model, not a curated record
AUGGAAAGGCCGAAUGACUACGAGGGACAGGAAUCAUCAGAAACCUUCGAUAUCAAAUUCGAAAGACCAGUCUUUAUCCGUCAAGGCAAAAAUGUUGAGCUGAAAAGAGAAAAGAGGGUCCAAAAACCUCUUAAGAGUGCCUGUAAGCCAAGCCACGGUACGAGAGUCAAAAAUCCCAGCUCGAAGCCACUUAUCUUUGUGCAGGAGGAUUUGGACAAUUCUCAAAGCACCUGCUCCGAUGAAGAAAGUCUAAAGCCACCUAAAAAGGCUACCAAUCGUGAAACAUACUACGAGUACGGAGAGUCUGUGGGCGGCUAUAGAUUUGUUGGCACUGAAAGGGAGAUGCUGGACUUUGAGAGCUCGAAAGGCGCGAACAGAAUCCAAAAGUCGGAUUCAUUCGAUGCACAGUCAUUUGACCGACCGAAUCUGUCGGAAAAGCAGAGAUUUAGCACACACGACUAUAUUGUACGGUACUGGAACCAAGAUAAAGGCGGUAGCGCAUUAUAUUUUCCGAUUCUAAGCGCAAACCGUGGCGAGCACAUCCAUAUCAAUGAUCUGACGGCAGACCGCGUCGAACAGUUCUACCUGCACAGCUGCUCGCAACUUGGCUUCGAUCUGCCGUCGAUCUUGAAAAGAGAGAGACUGAAAUGGCACCCCGACCGACUGUUGGGCAAGCUUGCCCCCGAGGACGCGGGAACCGUGAGGAAAAUUACAAGGCUUUUCCAGAUCAUCAACGAGCUUUGGGAGUCCCAAUAG